Messenger RNA from Naegleria lovaniensis, 1986 nucleotides. RefSeq lists its product as uncharacterized. The coding region runs from base 1 to 1986 and encodes 661 amino acids. Lineage: Eukaryota; Heterolobosea; Eutetramitea; Acrasida; Naegleriidae. The record is from RefSeq and is a predicted model, not a curated record. The transcript has 2 exons. Gene Ontology annotation, molecular function: lipid binding.
AUGACCAAAUCUAAACCCUCACCAACAACAGACGACGAAAAUAACAACGUUGCAUCCGGAUCGUAUUUGAAUAUUCCAAAUCAAAUCACAUCUGUAACAACAUCAACCACAGACGAUGAAAUCAAAUAUUUACGUGAAGGAAUAACGGAUCAUCGGCAUCAAGAUCGGAACGGAUCGUCAAACGAAAUAAUAACUCCAAAGGCAAAUCAUCAAUCAAAUGAAAAUAUUAAUCAAAACAAUUUUCUCACAAAGGAAGAAGAAGAGUAUAACUCCAGGCAACCACUAGUCUUCGAAAAGCACAAUAGUACUGACAAUAAUCAACAACAUGAUGAAACAAAUAUUGGUAGUACCGACCACCUGAACAUUUCCCCAUUCAUCAACAGAAAUUUAAACACAUCAUUUAACACCAGUAUGGAGGCAACCCAUCCAACAUCAACUGAUAUCAACAAUUCUUCGAGCAAUUCUCCUUUAGAACUUUCCCAUGAUGACAAACAUCAUCAUCACUCAGCGACCAUUCGAGGUCCCAAAGACUUGAUAUACUCUACUGAUGAUCCUCAUCAUGAAUCAGAAUUGAAUCUACCUAAAAAUACCAUCGAUGAAGUGUCACAAGAGAACAUCAACAACGACGAUUUUUCAAAAGUGCAAAAGAGUAUUGAUGAUGAAAGGCACACAUUGAAACAAUUAAGUUCUCUAGAGCAAGAACAAGCAGAAUCUUUAAAGCUACUGAGGCGAAAACAUCGAGAAAAUUACAUUCCAGAUGCUUUUAUACUCUUUUGCAAACACGAAACUUCAAAAGUGUAUGGAUGGCAAUUAGAAAGCGAAAAGCAAUCGGCUCAACUUUACUCAAAGUCAAUCUCAUUGCAUUCCAUUGAAACUGGGGAUUUCUCUUCUCUCUCUCGGCUGGCUUCUCAACUUUUUGAAAGCACCAGCACUCAAGAUUUGUCUAAAAAUUUAAAAUUCAAAGUAACACCUCAUGACUCGUCCACACAUGUGAUGAGUAAUCGAUUUGUGGGCAUACUCACCAAUACAAAUUAUAGAGACGUUUUUGAAGCGUGUCGGGCUGUGGAGCUUCGCAAACGUACCAAACAAAUGGAAGAAGCCUUGAAAUUGGAAGACUUUUACAGCUCGGACAAGAACUCGAAUGUCAUGCCUAACGCUCCUAGUUUGAUUCAAAAGCAAAUGGCCAAGAUUCCAAAUGAGAGCUUUGAUGUUGUGUAUAUGAGAACGUUGUCGCCCAGCACUCUGAUAGUAUCAAAGAGAGAAUAUUUAACAGCUCGAUUUUUCAUGGAGGAGCCAGACCGAUUGAUCAUCAUGGAGAGAUCAAUUGAUAGACUGAUACCCCCGCCUCCAAUACUCUUUCAAUUAUCAACACGUCAUGAAGAAGUUUUAAAUGUCAUUGAGCAACACGAAAAUCAGUUAAUAGAAUUGAGCAAAAAUAUUUCUUCUAAUUUAUAUUUAAUUCCUAAAGAUUCUAGCAGUAACAGCGAUAGUCAUUUGACCAAGAACUAUGAGGAAUCAAAUAUCAUUACUACACGGCAAAGAAGUAAGAGUGUAGGAACUACUGUAUCUCAAUCUGCUAUUGCUCACACAAACAAUAGUUUAGGAACGCUGUCACCCAUCUCAAAGCGAGCCUGUUCUACUGUGUCUAAUUGUAAGAGCGCAAAACAUCUCACAUUAACCUCAAUUUCAACAGACAACUCAUUAUAUCAUAAUCUGUUGCAGCCUCAACCUACUCAAAAAGGAGUGAUAAGAGCACAUGUUCUUUUUCAAAUAAUGGUCUUUGAAAGACUGUCAGACAACGAAACUCGUUUUCAGGUCAUGAAUCAUAUUGAUGUGAAAGGUUGGAAGUCCACGUGGAGCAUUCUUUCCCAAAAGCCAUCUCCACUCAAAAUGCAAGAAGAACUUCUGCAACUUGCAGAGGAAUACAAAAAAGUUUACAAAAACAACACGACAAGUGCUAGCGAUGAACAAAUAGACAUUUCAUAG